Molecule: messenger RNA, 1407 nt
Organism: Adineta ricciae
Lineage: Eukaryota; Metazoa; Rotifera; Eurotatoria; Adinetida; Adinetidae
Source: the annotation of a GenBank genome assembly
AUGGGGAUCUAUUAUAGUUUAAUAUCAAAUUUUUCAUCCCCAACGGAACCAACAGCUCCGAAUGUUCGAAUGAAUUCCAAACUGAGAAAACGACGCCGUCGACGACACAAACGACAUCAUCUACUAAAUCAAUUUUUUCUCGGUUCGAAACAGUUUUUAGUUAAUACCCAACCAAACACAUGUCUUUUCCAUGAGUAUUACCAUUUAAAUACAAGAAAAGAGUCCAUCAAUCCGAUACAGUUACACAUUUCAUUUCCGGACAAUCAUGAAUCGACAGUGAUACGUCCCGUGCAGUGUACAGUAGCCAUACGAAGAGAUUCAUUGAAAUUAGUUCAUUGUCAGGACGAUUUCUACACUAUUGAUUUCAUCUUCGAUGCAGACCGACCGGUUCAAAUCUACAUCUAUCUCAUGGCACACGAAGUUUCUACGAGUAAUAAUGGAUCAUUGUCAUAUGUAUGUUGUAAUCAACUAACAGAUUCCGAUACAGUGAAGCGAGCUUACGUAUUUAAUCGACCUGCUGGCCAUGGUCAACUAUUUUCAUUGAUAUCCGACGAUAUUCGUUUUCCUCUGUCGUUACUAAAUGAUGAUCAUCAUAGUUGCACAGUGAAGACUCGCGUCUACCCAAUUGUCAUCGUUUGCCGAGAAUUAACUUCCGAAAUAACGAAAACGAUUCCGGAGCAAAUUGCAUCAUUUCCAACAUUCAAUCAGUAUCAUAUUGUUUUGGCGACUAUCCGGUCACUUCGAUGCAAUGAUACAAAGUUGCCGAUAACUCCUGAUCGCGUGUCCAUCCUUUUGCUCAGUCAGAAACAUGUAUACAAUGGAAUUGUGUUUAAACUAUUUGAAUUAUAUGGUAUCGAGAACUCGCCAUCGAAAUUCAAUUCCAACGAUCACCGUACACGGAAAAAGCAUUCUCUUGUUCAAAUUGUCCCAUCGAUACCAACAAGCGAAAGCGAACCAUUUUUGAAACAUUCAAAUGAGAUAAAUAUCGUGAGAAAAUCAUCGUCCGAGUUGGAUUUAGCAUUGAACCCGGCGAGUGAAAGUACGUGUGUGAUUUGUUUAACUGAUAAUCGUAAUGUUCUUCUACUCCCGUGUCGACACUUCUGUUUAUGCGGUUCGUGUGCUGAAAAUCUGAAAUUUCAAUCAGCAAACUGCCCCAUAUGUCGCAUCCCAUUCCGCGCUCUCUUACAAAUCGAUACAUUGUACUCUCGGCGACAUCGCUUGCCAGAUAACUGUCUCCAAACUCGUGAAGAUGAAGGCGACGACGACGACGACGAUGAUGAAUUAAUGUUUGAAAAUAUUUCACUUAUUGAUGCAUUGAAUCUUUCAACAACGAAAUCAACUCAUCGAAAUCAACAGAAUAUUACAACUAAUGAUAUCAAGUAUUUCUGUAAUGAACAUUCAGUUUAG